AAAGGGGGGAUACAGUGGAUGUUUAAUGAGAAUUGGAUUCUCUUCGAGAAUUUACUGAACAAGCAAAAGAAAAGAAUAACCAACGUAACAUGGAAAGGAAUAAGCCGGCGGUUAGUAGUCGUCCGACAGCCCCACAUCCUUAUGAUUCUGCAAACUGGCUCUCUCGAGUAACAUUGCAUUGGAUGAACACCGUCCUAAGACUUGGCAGCGGGAAACCUCUGGAAAAGGAAGACAUUUUUCCCGUCCGCGAGGCAGACGGUAUGAAUCAACUUGUUCAAAAACUUGAAAUUGAAUGGCAACGAGAAGUUAAUAACAGCCGAGCCCGAGGCUGCAAACCUCGCAUGUGGAGAGCAUUAUCCCGAAUGUUCUCAUGGCGGGCGUACAUGAUGCUGAUUGUUUUGAAAGUACUUAGACUUCUUGCCACCGUUUUCUUACCGUUGCUGCUGUGGUUUUUCUUGUCGGACCUGGGACGAGAACAGCAAGGAUAUUCUGUUUCUACCUUUCUGUUCAUUGGCGGUAUAAUUUUUCUUUCUUCAAUCAAGGGACUGACGAAGAACCACUACUAUGGAAUAACACAAAUAUGGGGCAUACGACUAAAAGUGGCGUGCGUAGGGCUCAUCUACAAAAAGAUUCUAACGCAGCUUAAGCGCUGUGACCUUCAGAAAAUUGUCUCGGGAAAGACCAUAAAUCUUGUUUCAAACGAUGCUCAGAAGAUGGAAGAAUUUUUUUGGGCAUUGAACAAUUUUCUGUUCUCUCCUAUCGAGAUUCUGGGUUCUUGCACAAUUCUUCUGGCCUUGACAGGAUGGAAAGCUCUUGUCGGAGUUUCAUUUUAUUUAAUAUCCAUUUCUACCAUCAUGUUACUGUCACAUUAUAGUGGAACACUACGCCUCAAAGCAGCAGAAGCUAGAGACAAAAGACUUAAAGUUAUGAACGAGGUUGUAUAUGGUGUUCGAGCUGUUAAAAUCUACGCCUGGGAAAUGAACUUUGCUGAAGUAAUCAAGCAACUAAGGAGGUAG
Messenger RNA from Pocillopora damicornis (cauliflower coral), 1016 nucleotides. RefSeq names its product ATP-binding cassette sub-family C member 4. The record is from RefSeq and is a predicted model, not a curated record. Gene Ontology annotation, cellular component: membrane. Lineage: Eukaryota; Metazoa; Cnidaria; Anthozoa; Scleractinia; Pocilloporidae. Gene Ontology annotation, biological process: transmembrane transport. Gene Ontology annotation, molecular function: ATP binding; ABC-type transporter activity; ATP hydrolysis activity.